Cuscuta epithymum is the source of this 1831-nucleotide messenger RNA. NCBI's taxonomy places the organism in Eukaryota, Viridiplantae, Streptophyta, Magnoliopsida, Solanales, Convolvulaceae. The record is from the annotation of a GenBank genome assembly.
GGUGGAUCAACCAAACGAGCUGAGCUGAUCUGAAGCAUUGAUAAUCGAUCAAACGACAAAGCUACGGCUGGCCGGGGCGAAUUAAUAAAAGUAUGGAAGAAAUAUCAUCGCCCGUAUUUCCAUUUCCAUUCCAGGAGGGAUUGCUGCAUUUUUCAGGACCACCACUACUGCUUCCCAUCAAUCCAGCUGCGGCUAAUAUGAAGAAUUUUGAUCUCCUUCUAAACCAACCUCCACCUCCGCCGCCGCAGCCAAGGAAGAUUAUGCGAAGGGACGUUGAAAGACAGCGCCGAAAAGAGAUGGGAGCCCUUUACAAAACUUUACUCACCUUAAUCCCUCUUCAUUACAUCAAGGAUUCGAGAUGAGUCGCAAGCUUUUUAUGACUCAAGCCAAGAAGAUGGUUGACAAGGAAAUGCAGGCUGCCCAGCAAGCCGAUGCGUCCAAAAGCUCGGCUGAUGGCUCAAAGGGCCAGGCCGGUGCCGCAAAAAAGGCUGCGGCUCAAAAGAAGAGGAGACCCGCUGAGGGUCAGCAAACUCUGGCCGAAGCGGGGUUGAAGCCGGCCCAAGGGGUCAAGAAACCGAGGCAGACCCUUCCUUCUGAUGUUGCUACGGCUGCCUCACAGGCUCCGGUCCAAGGGGAUGAUGCCUCGGAGGUUCAGGUGAUUGAGGACCUGACGCUGGGUAAGGCUUCGGACGCCCUUGUCCCCGCUUCGUCUAACUUCAACAGAGCUACUGAUGCUGGUGCUCGCUCCGGUCGGGGACUGUCCACCGGCUUAUAUGAAGUGACGGUGCGGUAUCCGACGAAGGGCGGGCUCUUCAAUGAGAGAGUCUCUGGCCACGACGUCCUGUUUCAGGCCAUUCCCGAUGAAGAUAGGGCCUAUCUUCGUCGUCAAGGCAAGGAAGUGCGUCUCUUCGAUGGCGGGUUGGAUUACGUCGUCCAAGGGGCCUUCAUGCUGAUGGAGCAGCAUCGGCGGCAGGAGGAGGAGAUCGCUCGCCUUCGGGAAGCUGAGAAAAAGGUUGCCUCGGCCGAUGAGGCCUUGGCUUCCCUGGAGCUUCUCCGAUCCGAGGUCAGCUCCCUUAAAGAGAAGGCCGAUGCGGCUGAGAGCAGGGCCGUUGCAGCUGAGGCCAAAUUGGAGGGGGAGGCCGCAGCCCGCCGGUUGGCAGAAGAUAAGGCGAAGAAGGCCGAGGAGCUGAAGGCCGAAGCGGAGAGGGCUGCCGAGAAGGCUGUUGAUUUGUUCAUGGCCGAGGGGUGGAAAGCCGAUGAACAUCGCCAGUUCUGCUUUCAGGUGGUGGCCGAUCGCUUCCAAGCUUGGUCGCAAGAAGACCCGGCUGGUCAAGCUUUUUGGAAGCAAGAGAUGGAGGUCUUCUAUGACCUUGGGCAACGGCGUAUGCAAAUGCUCAUUUACCGGAGGCUUCGCCGGCGUGUCAAGAAUCUGAGGCCCCAGGGUAUCGGCCUCCCCAGACCGAUGAAGGACCCUGAGGAGGAGUUGAAGCUUCCAUUGGCCGAGAGGCAGCGCCCCAUUCUGAGCUCCGAUGAGGAAAAGGAGCCAUGGACCGAAAGUGACGACUAUCUCUUCCGGACUUCAGCUAAGUCAAAAACCGCCGAGGACGACGAGGAUGACGCCGACAGUGGGGCUGUUGAUGGGGGCCAGGGGCAGGCUGGAGAUGUAGCUUAGUGUUCCUUUUCCUCUUUCAUUUUUUUGUCUCAGACGUAGCGUCUGGUAGAUUAGUGUUGGCCGAAGUGCCCCUUUUUUGUAAUGGCCGAAGCGCCCUCCUUGUAUGUUCUGAAUCAUUAAUGACGACUUUUUUGUUCAAGUAUGAAUGUUGUUCCUCGC